GUGGUUGCACCCGAUUCAAGAGCCGAAUGGCUCACAGGGCUAUACCCAAAUAAAGAAACUGAAACUGAGCCUCUACAUUAGCACCGCUCUCUGGCCCUCCUCCUCUGACCUUCUCCCUCUCUCUGUAACCCACAGUCUGCGUGUGUGCAGAGGGGACUUUCAUGAACCACGAGGGAGAGUGUGUUCCGGGCAUCGAGUGCCCAUGCUACACAGGUCACGACAUUGUCCCGCCUGGGAAAUUCUACUGGGUCGGCGAUCUAGCCUGUGCUUGCGAGUACGGAGUUCUCAGGUGCGAAAACCCCAUCACCAUGCUCGGCGGAAGAAUGCGACGUGAAAGCCCCCUCCAGGUCGAAAAUGCCCUCCAACUCCUGGUUGAUGGCAGUGCCCUGAGAGGGAGGAGCCACGCGAAGGCCUGCGAGAGGACCUGCCAGACCAUCAACUUGCCCUGCCCGCCAUGCGAAUUGGACUGCCCAUGCGGGGAUGGACUCAUCCCAGACGACAACGGCAACUGUAUCCGGAGGAUUGCUCGUGCCGGCACCACGGCAUUGUCUAUGGCAAGGGGGAUACAAUCAAGGUGGACUGCAACGUGUGGUGAGCGAGUGGAGGCUUAGCGCGGCGCGGCUGUCCCGAGCCUGGUGGCUGCGCGUUAAGAUGGCUACCGCUUUGUGUGUGGGGGGGGGGGGGAAGACAACAUCAUUUCUUCACCUGCAUAGGUUUAGGACGCAGAAACUUGAAUUACGGUGCGUCUUCCGACAAGACUCCGAGCACGUUUGGACAUGGUCCAGUUUCCAGUGUCAUUUUGGCGCAGCGAGCUUUUGUAUAAUUAUUAAGUGCGUUGGUGAAUUUUGUACCGGUUAAACCCCGUUGAAUGUGGCUGAUAAGGAGGAAAAAGACACACGGGCAAGCGACGCGUCUACUGUUUCUGCCAUUUAUGGGAGAAUAAAACGUAUCCAAUUUGCGAGGACGGGGUUUUCCAGGAGCGCAUUCGUGACAUUGUGAAAGCAGCCGGGACCCGCCUGUGACGUCAUAUCCGGGCGGCGCAGAAGCCACCUACUUUUGAUUCUCCUUAGACUUGACCAAAUACCCGUUGGGAUAUACAUUUUUUUGUUAUUCCGAGAGAAAAUAUUGGGCUAGGGGGUUUGAAGGGCCCGCCGCCCCCUCCCUUUGAGACGUCGCGCGCGUGCGCGGGUGCAACACGUGCGGCAGCGGCGCGUGGAGCUGCAACUCGGCCGAGUGCCCUGGCACGUGCCGCAUGUACGGGGACAGCCACUACGUCACCUUCGACGGCAAGAGGUUCGUCUUCGACGGGAACUGCGACUCCAGCAUCGUGCAGGACUGCUGCUCCACAGCCGAGGGCAACUUUCAGGUCAUCACCGGCAAGGACUGCAGCGCUGUGGACUCGAGCUGCUCUAAGGCGAUCCGCUUCUACAUCAAGGAUUACAACGUGGAGGUUCACAUGGUGGCCGGGGAGGUGAUGGUGGUGCCCGUGGCCGGAAAGAUCCCGGCGAUGGUGGAUGACCUGACCAUCCACUUGGUGGGGCUCUACCGCAUCGUGCAGACCGGCAUCGGCAUCAUGGUCAUGUGGGACCGGCGCACGAGCAUCUUCGUCAAGGUCGACUCCAAGUACAAGAACCAACUGCAUCGAAGGACAAGACACCCGCACCUUCAACCUCCAGCAACAAUCACCCCAAAAGGGCCAGUGACACCCAAACCCCCGGUUGAGGAAAAGCCAACAAAGCCAGCUCCUGAAGAGAGUGGCGCUCCUCGUCAAGAACCAAUUGGAGCGAAGGACAAGACACCCCCACCUCCAACCUCCAGCAACAAGGAGCCAGAACCAUCACCCCCAACUCCAGGCCCAGAAGACUGUACUCCAGGCUGGUCUGAUUGGUACGAUGAGCAAUAUCCUGAUGAAGAAAAUGGCGGAGAUGAGGAAUCUUACCAGAAGGUCAUAACCUCAGGGAAAGUGGUUUGUCUGCAUGACUCACCAGUGCAAAACAUUGAUUGCAAAGCAGAGAGAUUCCCCAAUACCCCAUGGCAGGAAUUGGGCCAGACAAUAACUUGUGACAAGAAUAGAGGACUGAAAUGUGUAAAUGAGGAUCAAGGAGGACUGCCAUGUUACAACUACAAGGUCAGAUUCUGCUGCUCCAGAGCAGGUGGACCUCCUGCACCAAGUCCAUCUUCACGAAGCCCAGUGACACCGAAACCCCCGGUUGAAGAAAAUCCAACAAAGCCAGCUCCAGAAGAGAGUGGCGCUCCUCCUCAAGAACCAACUGGACCGACGGACAAGACACCCCCACCUCCAACCUCCGGCAACAAGGAGCCAGAACCGACACCCCCUGAAGGGCCAGUGACACCCAAACCCCCGGUUGAGGAAAAGCCAACAAAGCCAGCUCCUGAAGAGAGUGGCGCUCCUCCUCAAGAACCAACUGGAGCGAAGGACAAGACACCCCCACCUCCAACCUCCAGCAACAAGGAGACAGAACCAUCACCCCCAACUCCAGGCCCAGUGACACGGAAACCCCCGGGAGAGGAAAAGCCAACAAAGCCAGCUCCUGAAGAGAGUGGCGCUCCUCCUCAAGAACCAACUGCACCGAAGGACAAGACACCCCCACCUCCAACCUCUGGCAACAAGGAGCCAGAACCCUCACCCUCAGGAGGACCAGUGACACCGAAAUCCCCGGUAGAGGAAAAGGCAACAAAGCCAGCUCCAGAAGAGAGUGGCGCUCCGCCUCAAGAACCAACUGCACCAAAGGACAAGACACCCCCACCUCCAACCUCCGGCAACAAGGAGCCAGAACCUUCACCCUCAGAAGGGCCAGAGGAAAAGCCAACAAAGCCAGCUCCAGCAGAGAGUGGCGCUCCGCCUCAAAAACCAACUGCACCAAAGGACAAAACACCCCCACCUCCAACCUCCGGCAGCAAGGAGCCAGAACCCUCACCCUCAGGAGGGCCAGUGACACCGAAAUCCCCGGUAGAGGAAAAGGCAACAAAGCCAGCUCCAGAAGAGAGUGGCGCUCCGCCUCAAGAACCAACUGCACCAAAGGACAAGACACCCCCACCUCCAACCUCCGGCAACAAGGAGCCAGAACCUUCACCCUCAGAAGGGCCAGAGGAAAAGCCAACAAAGCCAGCUCCAGCAGAGAGUGGCGCUCCGCCUCAAGAACCAACUGCACCGAAGGACAAGACACCCCCACCUCCAACCUCCGGCAGCAAGGAGCAAGAACCCUCACCGUCAGGAGGGCCAGUCUACAUUCUGCUCCAUCAACCCAUGAAGACAUCACAACAUCAAAACGCGAGUACAUCAUGAAGACAUGGGUUUAGAGUGGACAGAUAUCGAUAGUCACCACUGAGAUAGUUGAAGCACUGAAGCCAGACAUCACCAGUUGAUAUCAACAUGGACAUCAAUACGGGAGGCGUCAUUGACACAGCGAGGCCGUUGUAUUCAAGGACCAGAGCUCCCACGUGCCCAAGUUGAUAGCCAAACAAGGUUGCACUGUUAUUAAAAAUACUCUUGUAAUUGAAAACAACGCUGCUCUACAUUGGAGCUCAUGCAGUGAAUGGGCUCUGUGGAUGAGAGCCCAUUCAAUGGAUAGAGAUGGGGUGAAGGGUAGGUUUAAGGCCUCCGAGUCACUGCAGCAUUACUUUCUUAACAUCGGUAUCUAAAAUAAAGUGUGCACCUGUUACUCAGAGCUUUUGAGGCACGGGUGGUGGGUAAAGCAGCUCAUGUGUGUGGUAGCCAUCGACCAGCAGGCCAACCAGUUGAUCUACAGAGCCAAGUACAGUAAUCAGGUUCCUCAACUAAAUGUGGAAUUUUGAUUUAAAGCUUUCGUGACUGCAGUAAUUCAUAUUCUUAGCUCUUUUGGUAAAGUCACGUUGAAGGGAAACAAUAAAAUAAUAAUAUAUAUAUAAAACAAUAAAAAUUC
This is a messenger RNA of Petromyzon marinus (sea lamprey), 3923 nucleotides long. The record is from RefSeq and is a predicted model, not a curated record. NCBI's taxonomy places the organism in Eukaryota, Metazoa, Chordata, Hyperoartia, Petromyzontiformes, Petromyzontidae.